AUGAUGUUCUUGCCCGACUGUGUCCCUUUGUUUCCGAGUCCUUUCACCGCGCAAGGCUGCAAUCGGAAGGCUGCGCUUACCAUCAUCUACUGCGCGGUAGUCAGGGUUUCAAUGACAUCUGCCAAUGAGGUCCCUACACUUCCAUCCAUUAAUCUCCUUUUUGCCGAAGUCCUCCAAAGGCAGAUAGAGCAACCCGCCUCGCCGCCAAUCCGCCGGCCAUCCGCCUGGCCGGGCUUCGUACGUCCCUGCCUUCUCCGUGUGGUGUCGACUACUAUUCUAAGCGCUCAUGGCAGCCCGGUCCCGACAAAGACGCCUUGGGGGUUUGUCACACGGCUGCAAACCCGCCGCCUCCCCUCCAAAUUGGACGCAGAGCUUCGGCCCCAGCUGUUUCUGAACCCAUCCACAGCCCAUCCAUAUUUCCUUCGAUCCAUGCUUGGGAGAGUCGCUCAUCCGAGCCUGCCCCUCCAAAUGGUCCGAGUCCUGUUCAUGGGCAGCACUCGCAACCUGUACGAUCUCGCAUCGUAUUCACCUUAUCUUCCCGCGUUGGACUUUUCUAAUCGUCCGCAGAAGCGCGAGAGCUGGUCUGACUCUGUGGUCCCGCUUGCGGGAGAUUACGAUAGUAACUCCGGUCGCCUCGUACCCAUCUCCAUGACCACUACCGGCUCACCGCGCCUUUACAACCGUGAUGGUCCGCGCUCUGCGCCGUUGCCGUCCCAUCGUGUAGUUUCAUGUCACUGCGAAAUGGACCGCCUCAUUGAGCAACAUCGGGCUGUUCAAGGCGACAGUCAUGUCGAGUCACCUUACGCGCACAAACAACAAAUCCCGACGCCGCUUCCGCCUGCUCAUGGUCAUAUCAUGAUAGCGUUCCAACCCACCCCGGCCACCUAUCCGGGCCGUUCCUUUGGUGUUUGCAUGGCCGACAUCCUAGAUUUCCGUGCCUGUCUGCUUGAUCCCGACACUCCAGUUUUGGAAGGAGAGACCGAGGAGAUAUACCUAACACUUGAAGCGAAAGGCUACUCUACGUUCAUGCAGAAGAUAUCAGGCAAUUGCGCUCAUCGACGGAUUUCUCGGUUCAAUCUAGCCUACCGCGUUGCUUCGGAAUAUGAUACGUUUCUCAAGGCAUGUGUUUGA
Mycena indigotica is the source of this 1131-nucleotide messenger RNA. RefSeq lists its product as uncharacterized. NCBI's taxonomy places the organism in Eukaryota, Fungi, Basidiomycota, Agaricomycetes, Agaricales, Mycenaceae. The transcript is spliced from 7 exons. The record is from RefSeq and is a predicted model, not a curated record. The coding region runs from base 1 to 1131 and encodes 376 amino acids.